This is a messenger RNA of Symbiodinium necroappetens, 1029 nucleotides long. The record is from the annotation of a GenBank genome assembly. NCBI's taxonomy places the organism in Eukaryota, Dinophyceae, Suessiales, Symbiodiniaceae.
CAAUCCUCGCACCAGCUUAGGCCGAAGCUCCAAGAAUUUUUGGGAGAUGCGGGCUUGCACAGACUUCUCGUGAAGAGAGUUCGCGAUAAAGUUGACCAUGGAAGAACUGGACUGGUCACGGUGGAUGAUUUCACGAAAGGUGCCCUUGUGACGAAAGAGGACCUGGCAAAAGUUGAGUUGUACGGUUGUACGGUUGCUUUGCGGGAGGUUCGAGCCAAAUGUCUCAAGAUGAACGAGUGCAUUCUAAAUAUCCACAUGUCCCUGCAACUUGUUCUCGAAGACAUGUGCGCCGUCAUCCACCGGAAACAUCAAUCAAACGACGAUGGUCACACUGUCUAUGAAGCAAUGCGUGUCGACGGCAUGGAAUAUGAUCCAAGCACCUUACGACCGGAGGCAGAGAGAGCUGUCAUGGAAAUGGGCAAGUGGUCUGGCGAAGGCAGCCUUCCACAGAUUCUCAAUAUGGGAACACUUUUUGUCAGUGCCGGCACCGGGAAGAUCGACGUCUCCGGAGACGAAGUCGUCGGAUUUGGGACGGCCUUCCGAGCGGAAGUUCAGGUUGGUGAUGUCAUCAUUGUCGAACCCCUUGUCGCCCAGAAAAAUGGAGACUCUGCAUCGAAGAAAACCUUCGCGAUGGCGGUCACUGUUGUCCUGUCGCAAACGCGGCUCAAAGUGGCAACGUUUGUGACAGAUUCCUUGCCCGAUCACAUGGUGUUCGUCGUUGCUAGGUUUCAGAAGGCAGUGCAGAUGCCACCACCCAGCACACCUUUCUCUGGUAUGACGGCACACGAACCGAAGCAACUGUCUCCCAGAAGCUCGCAGUGCUGGUUCGAAUGGGAUCUCAAGACGCAGAAACGCGACAUGGUCAAUUUGCAGGAUGCAGAGGCACACCACUCGUACCUCAAGAGGCUCAAGAAACAAGCCGAGUUUGAGCUGCUCACCGUCCUUGAACGGCCACUUUUGAGAAUGUGCUUCCAAGCCUUGAAGUCGCAGGUCCGACUCAGACAGAAGACGGUAUCCUUAUUGUGGUAA